Molecule: messenger RNA, 1671 nt
Organism: Eupeodes corollae
Lineage: Eukaryota; Metazoa; Arthropoda; Insecta; Diptera; Syrphidae
Exons: 1
Coding region: 439-1671 (410 amino acids)
Source: RefSeq, a predicted model, not a curated record
UUGUUUUCAGUGUUUUGUGUAACUAUAGUUAAUUUGCAAAUAUCUCAUUUAAAUGUAAUCAUUCGUCGCCUUCACAAAGAAUUCAAUUCAGCGACAAUUUGCUUGGUAGGAUUCGAAAGUACAUCUUUAAGAGAAUUCUUCCUGAAACCUGUAGAAGAACCUUUGGAAAUUCUAUCAUAUGAAAGAGAAUACUACAGAAGUCCAGAGAGACACAUUAUACUUGUGGUUCAGGUUUCAAGAGAUGUUUCUAAUUUAAAUAGAUUCGUUAAUAAAAUAAGGAACCGAAAAUUUGUGGUAAUAUAUGGAAACACUCUUGCCGAACUUCAUCAAUACUUUACCUAUUUUUGGGGGGAAAGUUUCACAAGAAUAUUUGGAGUUGCUGCUAACAAAACUUAUGCAUAUCUUCCCUUUGCUGAUCAUCCAAUUCAAAAGCUUACAAUGUCGAUUGAAAAUCCCUUACCCGAUUCAUUAAAGAACCUAAAUGGCUUUGCCUUACGAACCACGGUGCAAACUGAUACUCCCAGGGUUUUCUGGUACACAGACCGAAAUUGUCGUAGACAUAUCGGAGGCUCAUCCGGUCAACUUUUUGUUCAAUUUCUGAAGAGACACAAUGCAACUUUUAUCGAAGCCGAUAUCAAAAAUUUAGACUCUGAACAUGUUUUCAAAGCGUUAAAUGGAACCUUUAAGCAGCAAGUUGAUAUAAGCAUGAAUACUUUUGAGUUCAUUGAGGGAUUGGAUCAAUCAUAUCCAAUUGCCUUGCUUAGUUGGGCAAUAAUGGUGCCAGUCAAUGUAUACGUAGACUCAAGUCAGUACUUUGUGAGGCCUUUUCAACCAAUGGUUUGGCUAUGCUUCGGAAUCACCCUAGGAUACUUAAUUGCCACCGAUAUGCUGAAAGAUUGGCUAGUCAAGGUUCCUGUGGAUUUCUGGAAUUCUUUCAGUCGCAUUUUCAAAACUUUUCUCAAUACGCCGUUGCAAAAGCCAACAACUUAUGCCUAUUGGUUUAAUCUUCAAGUACGUGUGUUGGCAUUUAUUUGUGUGAAUUUGUACCUAAUCUACAUGACGUCGUUUUUGACAGUCUACAUAAAAGUGAAUCAAUACGAAUCUAUGCAGGAUCUUAUCGAAAAUAACUUUCCUGUAGCGAUGCUAGACUAUGAUUGGAAGUUCUAUUCUAAAUUCGCAGUUUAUCCUGCGAGUUUCAAGGAUAUACUUGUUUUACUAAAUCGAGAAGUAUUUUUGCGGGAAUUGGAACCAAUGCGGAAUACCAGCUUCGCAUACGCCGAAGGUUCGGAUAAGUUAAACUUUCUAAUAAAGUCACAAAUUAAGCCAAAGUUUCGUAUAAUACGUGAUAAUUUGAUGGAAUAUUAUUUGGGAUUUAUUCUUUCGCCGAACUCACCAUUUAAAGAAAUUUUAAAUGAUUUCAUAUUCGAUGUUUUAAGUACCGGCCUGAUGGAUAAAUGGACACAAAAUUCCUAUGUUCAAGCCGUUCAUGAGGGUUUAAUUCAAUCGGAUUUGGAAAAUGCUUUGGCUGAGGGGACGAUAAGACCAUUUACCUUAUAUCACUUUAAAUUUGUUUGGGUUUGCUUUGGUUUUGGAAAUGUUAUUGCAAUUGGAGUGUUUGUUGGAGAAAUAUUGUUCGCGGUUUUUUCUAGAAGAAUGUGUCGAUUUUGUUGA